AUGUACAGGAACAGAAAAGUGGAACCCACACCAGACAGACCAAGAGAGACAGAAGGGCAGUACAACAGAACCACCAAAGAAGACCUGAGGGCGAAACGACAACGUUCCGAACCUCUCCAUCUCUGCAAAUCCACCUACAUCUCCGUUCACAUAGCCAGCUCUUCCUCCCUCUCCAACCUCUAUCUCUCCUCUCCCUCUCCAUCUCCCUCACCUAACUCUCCACCACCUAUCCACCACCCAGACUACAUACACUCCCUUCCGUGCGCGCACCAAAAACUCAACCAAUUGAAGCCCAAGAAAUUUUCAGGCAUAAUCACAAACGAUAGUAUGGGAAAAAAAAUAAACCUUGAAGAAGCGGUGGAAGGGCGUUUAGCAGUGUGA
Molecule: messenger RNA, 381 nt
Organism: Dujonia railenensis
Lineage: Eukaryota; Fungi; Ascomycota; Pichiomycetes; Serinales; Debaryomycetaceae
Source: the annotation of a GenBank genome assembly